AUGGCCUCCACUCGUCAAGAUGCAGCCGCUUCGGCUUCAUAUAUCACACUAGCCCGCUUCUUCCAGCAACCUGGUACGCGCUGGCUCGCAAUUGCAGGUAUCGGCACCGGCUCGCUCCUCGUCGCUGCACAGUUCUUUCCAAGAUCCUCCUCGACAAAGAGCAAGAGCGACACCUCGUUGGACCGCGAUGACCGGCAACGAGAGUCUUCACCUCCGUCCACUUCGACUGGUAGGACAAAGCGAGAUCGCUUCAAAGAGAACAUCGAACCGAUUGCCAUCUUUUGGGACGUGGACAACUGUGCACCACCCACAGGCUCCUCAGGUCGUUCCGUUGCGCUUGCUGUGCGCAGCGCAAUCCAAAACCUUGACGUAGGCCCCAUCGUCAGCUUCAAGGCCUACCUCGAACUCUCUUCUGAAACACAAACGCCCAAUGCAGCCCAAGUCCAGCUCAGAAGCGAGCUCCAAGGAUGCGGCGUCAGCCUGAUCGACACCCCGAAGAGCGGCAGAAAGGAUGUCGCUGACAAGAUGAUGAUCACUGAUCUACUCGCCUAUGCCAUCGACCAGCCCGCUCCCGCUACUGUCGUCCUCAUUUCUGGCGACCGCGACUUUGCUUAUCCGCUCGGUAUUCUUCGCAACCGUGGAUACAAUGUCGUGCUCGUGACUCCUCCCAUCGGUGCUGUACCCAUCCUCGAGGCCUCGGCCAACGUCGUCUUGUCUUGGCGUCAAGACGUGCUCGGCGUACAGACCAACAAGGAAGGCAAGCCUUACAGCAGCCACUCCGUUGCGGGUCCUCACACACCUUCCAAACCGGGCUACUCCGGCACUGCCUCUGCGAAUCCACCUUCGUCGACCAAUGGCAAUCAAAGCGGCAGCCUGUCGGCUGGAAAGCCUCCCGGCGCGCUGACACACCAAGACCGUCGGCCAUCGACUCGAACUCUACAACUAUUCGAUCCGCUCAUCAAAUUGCUCGAGCAGAUCAAGAAGGAGGGCAACCCAAAGCCCCUUCGGUCCAUGGUAGCUGCGCGGCUUGUUCAACUGGAUAGGGGCAUCUUUGUCCGUGCCGGUGCAGCCAAAUGGGCAGAGUACGCUGCCGUCGCUGAAGCAGCCGGUAUCGUGACGCUUGGAUCGUCUGGCCAAGCUGGCUACGAGUGGGUCGCACUCAAGGACACGGCCAAGGCUGCCUCAACGUCCCUUCCCAUGAUGCCAAGCACCUCGUCCUCCUCUUCCAGCUCCACACCCCUGCGUCAGAAGCCAGCUCCAUACAACACAACUCCGAGCAGCCUUGCAAGCGAUUCAGCCAAACUCAAACCCUUUCUCCCACUCAUCGAGAUCUGCAAGGAGCAGAGAGCACAAGGCACCCUCAAACCGCUUUGCUCCUUUGUCGGCAUGCAGCUUUCCGCUCUCGCACGCUCGGGCAUUGUAGACGCAUAUGCGCUCGCUGGUGUGCAAGGAUGGAGAGAAUACAUCGCCGGGGCCGAGAAGGCCGGAGUAGCACGACCUGCUCCGACCGACCAGGAAGGCGUCCUCGUAGUCGAGCUACAUCCCAAAUACUUGCAAAUGCACACCGAUCAGAUCAUGCCCAGCGCUAGUCGCAUUGCGGACACGGCCACGACACCGUCGCCUUUGAUCGACAAGAAGGUAUCGGCGAUCAAGCGGACUCUGCUGGAUUUUGGCUCGUCCAAGAACACGCCCAAGGCAGAGUCACCGCUCAAAGGAGCCGGCAUAUCGAAGCGACGCACCAUCGUCAACGGUCACGAUAUCCCCCUCGUCUUCUCUCCCCUCGCCACACUGCUCCUCGAGCAAAUGGUGGAGGGUCGCAACUACUCGACCGACUACUUUUGCCAAUCGAUUAUCGGCGCCCAGCGCACGUCGGUCAUUGUGCCCGGUCUGAAGGCAAGAACUGCAGAAGAAUUUCAAGAGCAUCUCGAGGCUGCGGUUGCGGCCAAGAUUGUCACCACGGAGCCCGGCUUCAAACCAGGUGUGCGACACAUCCGUCUUCAUCCUAGACUUGUUCGUCCCGGAUCGAAAACCAGCGUGACCGAUCGCGAAGACGACGACUCGGAAGAUGCUGAGGCCCACGAUGGGUCGAACAGCCAGCCUCGCUUCAGAACAAACCUUUUCUCGUUCGGCAGAAGCAUAGACGCGAAUACAAGCGCAGGUGAAAACCCACGACAAGCAGAAGAUCUAGAGGCGCUGCGCAAAGAGACGAGCCAAUUACUCGCGUCUUUGCAGCGCUCCACCUCUGCAGAGGGUGCCACCGCUUCUGGACCUGUCCCCGCCGACGACGCAGGCCGCUUUCGUCCGCUGAUCGACAGCCUAGUGGCCCUGACUGGUGACAGCGCUGUAGCAGUAACAAAGACGAAGCUGUCGAGCGAGGUCGCUAAGCGCAACCCUGGACCGGCUGGCGUUGGUGCUUUCUACCAGUCGCUUGGCUCGACAGGUUUUACCGACUAUCUUCAGCAGGCGAAAGAAAAGGGCUUGGUCAAGAUUGCUGAUGCAGACGGAAACGUGCUGUCGGAUUCCAGCACGUUACUUGGCUUAACAGAUUACACUGUCUCGCUGUAA
Messenger RNA from Sporisorium graminicola, 2565 nucleotides. RefSeq lists its product as uncharacterized. Lineage: Eukaryota; Fungi; Basidiomycota; Ustilaginomycetes; Ustilaginales; Ustilaginaceae. The transcript has a single exon. The record is from RefSeq and is a predicted model, not a curated record. Gene Ontology annotation, cellular component: cytoplasm; peroxisome. Gene Ontology annotation, biological process: post-transcriptional gene silencing. Gene Ontology annotation, molecular function: RNA nuclease activity; CCR4-NOT complex binding; mRNA base-pairing post-transcriptional repressor activity. Bases 1 to 2565 code for a protein of 854 amino acids.